AUGAAUGUUUGGAUUACUGCUAAUAUUCUUCUAAAUCUUAUAACAAUGAUUAAUUCAAUUUUAACAAUACUUAUUUGUUUAUUUGUUCUUAUAUUAAUUGUUAAAUUUCAUCGAAAAUCUCGUUCAGUACCACUUUUAUUAGCUGGUCAUACCUGUUCAACUUUAUUAAUUUCAGCAUUUAUGUUAGCAAGUAUGGCUACUGUUAGUUUAUUUGGUUAUAUGGGUAUUCCUUUAGAACAACAUGCAAAUACAAUAUGGUGUCGUUGGCGUGGUUUUUUUAUUCAUGGUUUUCUUUGUGCUCUUUACGAUUCGUAUAUGUUACAAGCAGCUUAUCGUCUUUGUCGAGUUGUAUUUUAUCGUCGGAAACAUUUACAUAGUUUUCCACUUUAUUCACUUCUUGUACCGACUGAAUCUCUUUUUGGUGUUGUUAGUAUAUCACCUGUUCUAUUACGUGAUGAUGUAAUUUAUCUUCCAAAUGAAUAUUAUUGUCAAACACCAUUUACAAAUAUCCCAGCUAUAACUUAUAUAGCUAUUCGUCUUUUUGUACUUCCACUUUUAUUUAUUGCAUUAGUUUAUGUAUGUUUAUUAAGACAUGUUCGACGAAGAAAUUCAUCAACAACAACAAUAACAACAAUGAAUAAUUCGAACUGUCGACGUACAAAACAAAAUACUAGAGAUUUAAUCGUAAUAAGAAGACUUCUUCUUAUGUUAGGUGUUCUUAUACUUCUUGGUUUACCAUCGAUUAUUUUUUUAAGUAUUUUAAUUAUUACUGGUUAUCAUAUUCCUGUUACAUAUCGAAUUGGGUGGUUAUCUGUAUCAUUUUCACUUGUUUUUCUUGCUUAUAUGCUUAUUCAACUAACUAGUCCAUUGAGAAAAACUGUAAGACGAAUUUUUCGACGUGAUUCACCCAAUCGAAAUCGGAACAAUUUAUCAAAUGAACAACAACAACCAUUAACUAAAAUAUAA
This is a messenger RNA of Adineta steineri, 966 nucleotides long. The record is from the annotation of a GenBank genome assembly. NCBI's taxonomy places the organism in Eukaryota, Metazoa, Rotifera, Eurotatoria, Adinetida, Adinetidae.